Messenger RNA from Diatraea saccharalis (sugarcane borer), 1655 nucleotides. NCBI's taxonomy places the organism in Eukaryota, Metazoa, Arthropoda, Insecta, Lepidoptera, Crambidae. The record is from the annotation of a GenBank genome assembly.
CGAAUCUUUUGUAACAUUCACACUGUUCUAAUGUUAAACAUAUUAAAAUAUAAAAUAACAGUAUGAACGGUAACGGGCACACGUUUUUGAGUAAAGUGUUGAAAAUAGUUGAGGAGCAACAAUCGGAGGUGACACCAUUGAUUCAGUUCAAACACCCUGAAGAGCUAGAGGCGAUCCUUGAUUUGGAUGUGACAAAAGCCGUGUCAGAUGCUGAGUUGGAGAGAUGCGUACGGCAAGUGCUGCAAUACAGUGUGAACACCAGCAAAGCAAUCUUUAGGAAUCAGUUGUACGGUGGCACCGAUCCCUAUGGGCUGUCAGGUGCUUGGAUCGCUGAGGCUUUCAAUACUAGUCAGUACACUUUCGAGGUUGCUCCAGCUUUCACUUUGAUCGAAUUAAAAAUGCUGCAGCAUAUUUUGAAGCUAUUCGGGAUUCUAGAAGGGGAUGGAAUCUUCACUCCUGGUGGUAGUAUAUCGCUGCUUUAUGCGGUCGUCGCAGCCAGGUUUAAGGCAUAUCCGGGCGUCAAGAGUCAGGGUAUGAGGAAUUUACCAGAGAUGCUGCUUUUCACUUCUGAAGAUAGCCACUACUCAAUAAAAAAAGCUGCACACUGGCUAGGAUUUGGGACCGAAAGUGUAAGAAUUAUCAAAACAAAUAAUCAAGGACAAAUGUCCGUAAAAGAACUGUGUUCUGCUAUACAAAGGGAGCGAGAUCUUGGCAGAAUACCCCUGAUGGUUAACGCUACUGCUGGAACCACUGUAUUCGGAGCUAUAGAUGACUUGGAAGCUAUUGCUGAAAUUUGCCAGAAGUUUGGUGUGUGGAUGCACGUUGAUGCAUGUUGGGGAGGAAGCUUGAUGCUAUCUUCAAAUCAAAGAUCAAAGUUAAAAGGCAUCGAAAGAGCGGACUCAAUAUCAUGGAACCCACAUAAGAUGACCGGUGCCCCCCUCCAGUGCUCCGUGUUCAUGGUGCGCAUGCGCGGCUUAUUGCACGAGUGUAACUCUGCGUCUGCGCAGUAUUUAUUCCAACAGGAUAAGUUUUACGAUGUCCGUUACGACACAGGAGACAAGAGUGUACAGUGCGGUAGAAAGAUAGAUGCUUUUAAACUAUGGAUGAUGUGGAAGGCUCGUGGAGACGCCGGGCUAAGCAAGCUCACCGAUCAUACAAUGAAUAUUGCCAGUUUCUGCCAGAAUGCAAUCUCAGAGAAACCUGGUUUUAGGCUCGUGACUGGAGUUAUGCAAUGCCCUAACGUCUGCUUCUGGUAUAUACCUACCUUUAUGAGGGAGAGACAAGAGGAUGAACAAUGGUGGGAGUUAAUGCAUAAGAUAACACCAAAAAUCAAAGAACUAUUGACCCUAUCCUCACAGCUGAUGGUGGCAUACACGCCUGUGAGACAUUACAAGAAUUUCUUCAGACUGGCGUUCACUUUCCAUCCGGUGAUUCAAGAGUCCCAAGUCCUGGAUAUGCUGCUAGCCAUCGAAGAGUGUGGGGAGAAAGUGACCCUGCAAAUGUUGUAAUUUUCAUCGAAAUGCGGGAGUUGUAUCAGAUUGCCAUUUAGCAAAUUUUUAUUGCGAUAAAUCUAUUAUUUGUUGGUAUGAAACCAAUGUUUAUUUUUUAAUCUGUCGAAAUUUUUUAAUAAAUCAUUUUCUGUAAUAAAACAAUUA